This is a messenger RNA of Synchiropus splendidus (mandarinfish), 1934 nucleotides long. Its product is annotated as tetraspanin-3-like. Bases 89 to 850 code for a protein of 253 amino acids. Gene Ontology annotation, biological process: protein maturation; regulation of vascular endothelial growth factor signaling pathway; protein localization to plasma membrane. The record is from RefSeq and is a predicted model, not a curated record. The transcript has 7 exons. Lineage: Eukaryota; Metazoa; Chordata; Actinopteri; Syngnathiformes; Callionymidae. Gene Ontology annotation, cellular component: membrane.
CAUUUUAUUAUCAUAACAGCAGAGGAGCAGGUGCAGUCUCCGCUGUUUUUUUUUUUACGCUGCUGUAGCUUCACCUUCAGUCUUGACGAUGGGCCAGUGUGGGAUAACGUCGUCCAAAACCGUCCUGGUGUUUCUGAAUCUCAUAUUUUGGGCGGCUGCAGGGAUUUUGUGCUACAUAGGCGCAUAUGUGUUCAUCACCUACGACGACUAUGACCACUUCUUUGAAGACAUCUACACGUUAAUUCCUGCCGUGGUCAUCAUCGCCGUCGGCACCCUUCUGUUCAUCAUCGGCUUGAUCGGCUGCUGCGCCACUAUUCGGGAGAGCUCCUGCGGCCUGGCGACGUUUGCUGCCAUCCUGCUGCUGGUGUUUGUUACAGAGUGUGUGGUGGUGGUUCUUGGCUACAUCUACAGAGCAAAGGUGGAAGAUCAGGUGAACCAUUCCAUCCAGAAGGUGUACAAUGAAUACAACGGCACCAAUACGGAUGCCCCGAGCCGAGCUAUCGACUAUGUGCAGAGACAGCUGCACUGCUGCGGCAUCCACAACUACUCCGACUGGAGGAACACUCGCUGGUUUAAAGAGUCCAAAAACAACAGUGUUCCCGUCAGCUGUUGUCAGCCCAACAUCGGCAACUGCACCGGCACCCUGACCCGACCAUCAGAUCUCUACCAGGAGGGUUGUGAGGCCCUGGUUGUGAAGAAAUUGAAGGAGAUCAUGAUGUACGUCAUUUGGGCUGCGCUCACCUUUGCAACGAUACAGAUGCUGGGCAUGCUGUGCGCCUGCGUGGUUCUGUGCAGGAGGAGUCACGAUCCCGCGUAUGAGCUGCUAGUCACCACCAACAGCUACGCAUAAGUGACAUCACCAGCCGAAACACCGGGGAGCAUCUCCAGAAGCGUCCACAGUAGAUCCCGCAGUAGUUCUAUUACAAGCUCCAGCACACUAACACGGUCCAUGAUAGAGUAGCGAACACUGAUGAUGUGGCCGGAGCUUUGGCAGAAUUAUUUAUUUAUUCGCUCUGUACAGCCACUUUGACGGUCCUCAUUACAAACACUACUUCAUGACUCAUUGGCUUCUUUCCGUGCGCGCUGAUGACAUCACAGGGAGGACCAUGAGCAGCAGCUCAUUUUUGGGGAGGUGUUGUGUAUAGAAUGUAUUUUCUCAAGUGCUGGUGGUUUUGGGCACAUUUGCGGCUGUAAAGAUGUGAACAUAAAGAGACCCCAAAAGUCAAUCCUAAAAACUAUGAAUAUAGAACAGACCUCAUUGUGUUGUUGUGUUGUUUUUUUUAACUGACAUGCUGUGAAUCCAAAUCUGACUUCACUACUGACCCGCCGCCCGUAUGAGUUGUGACCUUUCUCCUUCCGAUGCUUCUAGCUGGGAUAUUAUCAGUGUUACUGACGAUGUUUGUGUUUGUCGAAAGAACCAGAUUUUUCCGCCCGCCACUGAGAAAUACAAGCACUUAUUUUAUACUUUUUUUGGUGAAGUUGUGCGUCUGUUUCAAUAUUUUCAAGCUGUUUCAAUGAGCUCUAGAUUUAGGUAGCAACGCAAAAAUGGCAGGACAAACGUGUAAAUAUGAGAGAGAAGAAAUAAAGACAUUCAUUUCAAAGUGGUUGUUUUUUUAUUCUGUUAGUAGUAGUUUUGCACAAAACAACUUGUUCAUGAAUGUUCUCCAUGCCCCUAUAGAAUGUGUUCUACUUUGUUUUGUAUCAUUUUUUUUCAGUUUUAUUUUGAAAUUGUGUUCUAAUAUUUGGUGUCGUCUCCAUAGUUGUGUUUUUUGUUGUUUUUCUGUUUCGUUUUUUUUGCUUGAAAAUAAAAAUUCAAGUUCUUUUCUUACAUGAAAUGUCAUUUUAAAAGUAUUAUUUUAUGCUUUUUUUGGGGCCAUUUAUUUCAACAACUAUUCCCUAAUAGUAUACAGUUGGCAAGUGUUUAUUAAAGUACU